AUGCUUUACAAAAGCUCUGCAAGUCAUUUCAACAUCCACUUGUCGGCCCCUCUACGGAUGCAGUACAUUAGAAUCCAUGAUCCAAUGCCUUGCGGCAAUUUGCUGCCCAGAAACGCCCGAGGCCAGGGCGAAUCGAGGGCGUGUGCAGGAGACCGACCCAUCGCAAUGCAAAAAGCAAAAGCACAAGCAAAAGCGGCAACGAAGGAUUUUCCAUCAAGCGACAUCUUUCUUGGGCAAAGUUGUUCUCCAUGCAGCAGCAGAAGCUCCAAGCACUCCCAGCCGCCGCCGCUGUUGACCAACAACCCGUCACCGAUGCUCGUUGUUGGAUCACUUGUCAACUUAGACGCGCGCUUUGGAGGGGGCGGCGAAGAACAGCCUACUUCGUUCGUCCUGCGCAAAUUGGCGAUGCACUGCAAUUGGGGGGCCCGCCAUGCAGCCCGUUGA
Colletotrichum orchidophilum is the source of this 444-nucleotide messenger RNA. RefSeq lists its product as uncharacterized. The coding region runs from base 1 to 444 and encodes 147 amino acids. Lineage: Eukaryota; Fungi; Ascomycota; Sordariomycetes; Glomerellales; Glomerellaceae. The record is from RefSeq and is a predicted model, not a curated record. The transcript has 2 exons.